AUGUCGUUAACAAAUUGCCGUUUUUACGAGGAGAAGUUUCCUGAGGUGGACAGCUAUGUCAUGGUCAAUGUCAAGCAGAUUGCCGAGAUGGGCGCAUACGUGAAGCUGCUCGAAUAUGACAACAUUGACGGCAUGAUCCUGCUCUCCGAACUUUCCCGCAGACGUAUUCGCAGUAUCCAAAAGCUUAUUCGUAUUGGACGUAAUGAGGUCGUUAUUGUGCUUCGUGUCGACAAGGAGAAGGGUUACAUCGAUUUGUCAAAGCGUCGUGUCUCCCCCGAGGAUGUUGUUAAGUGCGAGGAGCGAUACAACAAGAGCAAGGCUGUGCACUCCAUCAUGCGCCAUGUCGCCGAGGCCACCCAGACCCCCCUUGAAGAACUAUACCAGAAGAUCGCCUGGCCGCUCGACAAGAAAUACGGUCACGCCCAUGAUGCAUUCAAGAUCUCCAUCUCCAACCCCGAGGUUUGGAACGAGAUCGAGUUCCCUAACGAGGUCGUGAAGAAGGAGCUGCAGCAAUACAUUAGCAAGAAGCUCACCCCCGCCCCCACUAAAGUCCGUGCCGAUAUCGAGGUUACCUGUUUCAGCUACGAGGGUAUCGAUGCCGUCAAGACCGCCCUGCGCACCGCCGAGAUCGAGAACACCCCUGAGAACCAGAUCAAGGUCAAGCUUGUGGCCCCCCCUCUGUAUGUCCUGACCAGUCAAUGUUUGGACAAGAACCUGGGUAUUCAACAGCUGGAGGCCGGUAUUAAGAGGAUCGAGGCUCAGAUCAAGGCGGCUGGUGGUAACUGCACCGUCAAGAUGGCUCCCAAGGCUGUUACUGAGCACGAUGACGCUAUUCUCCAGGAACUCAUGGAGAAGCGUGAGCGUGAGAACCAGGAGGUUAGCGGAGACGAGAGCGGCUCUGAGAGCGAUGAGGGUGUUCCUGAGUAA
Messenger RNA from Penicillium angulare, 927 nucleotides. Its product is annotated as translation initiation factor eIF2 subunit alpha. The coding region runs from base 1 to 927 and encodes 308 amino acids. The transcript has 4 exons. Gene Ontology annotation, cellular component: eukaryotic 48S preinitiation complex; eukaryotic translation initiation factor 2 complex; eukaryotic translation initiation factor 2B complex. Gene Ontology annotation, molecular function: ribosome binding; RNA binding; translation initiation factor activity. The record is from RefSeq and is a predicted model, not a curated record. Lineage: Eukaryota; Fungi; Ascomycota; Eurotiomycetes; Eurotiales; Aspergillaceae.